Molecule: messenger RNA, 930 nt
Organism: Sungouiella intermedia
Lineage: Eukaryota; Fungi; Ascomycota; Pichiomycetes; Serinales; Metschnikowiaceae
Source: the annotation of a GenBank genome assembly
AUGUCUUAUAGAGGACCCAACCAGUUCAACAACCAGUUCAAUCUGCCCAUGGGGUCGCCAAUGGGUGUUCCUCAGCCCAGCAAAAUCGGACCCGUAUCGACUCAGCUGUCGAGUCUUGAGAAGUUUGAGGCCAUCUCGAAGAAAAUUGAAAAUAUCUUGGAUGACUACUUCAGUCCCGUUAAGCCAUAUGUUCCAGGUAUCGGACGUUUGUUCAUCGUCGCUACCUUCUACGAAGACGCCAUGAGAAUUUUCUCGCAAUGGUCUGAGCAGGUUUACUACUUACAUGUCUACAGAAGAUAUUGGAAGUGGCUUACAGUGUUGUUCUUGGUAGUCAACAUCGUCACCAUGUUCACUGCUUCGACCCUCUUGGUAUUGAGAAAGCACCUGACCUUUUCCACCGUGGCCUUGUGUCUGGUUGUUGUUUUUCAGGGCAUUUUCUAUGGGUUGAUCUUUGAUAGCCAGUUUCUCUUGAGAAACUUGUCUGUGGUGGGAGGCUUGAUUUUGGCCUUCUCUGACUCCCUUGUCAGAGACAAGAGAGCUUUGCCUGGCUUACCUAUGAUUGGUAACCAAGAUAACAAGAAAUACUUUUUGUUGGCCGGCAGAUUGUUGUUGAUUUUCUUAUUUUUGGGAUUUGUUUUCUCUGCCAACUGGUCGUUCGUACGUGUCAUUGUCAUUCUUGUGGGUCUCUCGGCAUGCACUUCUAUUGUGGUGGGUUACAAGACCAAGGUUGCUGCUGCAGUGUUGACUCUUUUGUUGUUCAGCUACAACAUGGCUGUCAACCAAUUCUGGAAGUACCUGUCCUAUAAUGCCAACAGAGACUUCUUGAAGUAUGAGUUUUUCCAGACUUUGUCGAUUGUGGGAGGACUCUUGAUUAUUGUCAAUGCUGGAGCCGGAGAAUUGUCUAUUGACGAGAAGAAGAAGAUUUACUAG